AUGUCCGCGUCUGAAAGCUUCACUGAGUAUUUUGUUAAUCAAAUUUAAAGGACAUUAAUAUCACAGUUUCACAACCGCAUUCAACUGCGCUGCGCAGGAGUAAACGCGAGAGUCGAGGCGGUGGGCAAGAUCAAAUAGGCAAACGUAUUUCCUGCACUGUACCUGAUUCUACAUCGUUGUCUUGCCUACUAAGUGUAAACUCACAAGUUGUUAAAUCAGCCCCUGGAAAAUGCAAGCCAUCAAGUGUGUGGUGGUUGGAGAUGGUGCUGUGGGAAAGACAUGCCUGCUCAUCAGCUACACAACCAACGCCUUCCCUGGAGAGUACAUCCCCACAGUGUUUGAUAACUACUCAGCCAAUGUGAUGGUGGACAGUAAGCCAGUGAACCUGGGACUGUGGGAUACAGCAGGACAGGAGGACUAUGACAGACUCAGACCUCUGUCCUAUCCUCAGACGGAUGUGUUCCUCAUCUGUUUCUCUCUGGUGAGCCCAGCAUCGUUUGAGAACGUCAGAGCCAAGUGGUACCCUGAGGUACGACACCACUGCCCCUCCACACCCAUCAUCCUCGUGGGCACCAAGCUGGAUCUGAGGGACGAGAAGGAAACCAUUGAGAAGCUGAAGGAGAAGAAGCUAGCGCCCAUCACCUACCCACAAGGCUUAGCACUAGCCAAAGAGAUAGACUCGGUGAAGUACCUGGAAUGCUCUGCCCUGACCCAGCGGGGGCUGAAGACGGUCUUUGACGAGGCCAUCCGAGCGGUGCUGUGCCCCCAGCCCACCAAGGUGAAGAAACGACCCUGUCUACUCAUCUGAUCUUAGACCUGUGGAUAGACCAAGAGAGAAGGGCUCAGGAAUCACACAACAGCAAAUGUUGAUUUUAGUUAAAUACAAAGUUUGGCAGUUUUACAAAGUGGUCUAAUGUUCAGAUGAGUCAACAUAUGUAGUGGUGAGUCUUGCCAUCUGUAGUGUAUAUCCAGCUAUAAUUACAGUAUAUAGUGUAUGCCUCAAUCCCAAAUGAAUGGAAGAUAGUUAGACCGUCAGAUUGUACCAUUACAGAUGGUGCCUACCUUUCCCACUGGUUGGGGAUUGAGGCAUAUAGCUGGAUCUACGAUUCUUCUCAAUGUUAGACCACUGUUCAGGUCUGAAAACAACCAUCAGACUUUCUGGAGCAUCAAUAUAAAUGUCCUUAAUAUUUUCAAGACAAAUCCUGGAUAUGUACACAUGGAUAAGUGUUUUAGAUUCAUAUAUUGGUAUUUGGUUUUGGUUUCUAACUCAUUUUCUUAUACACUUCUUCUAUAUGGUUUGUUAAUGCAGUGACUGGUCCUUACUGUACAAGAAAGACACUGAAAAAUACAUAGACCAAACAUUACAGUGUGUAUAGUGAUUACAUUAUAGUCAGAAAUGUAUUGCACCAUCCUAAUGUAAGAAACUUUCCAAAAUGAUCAUGUUGUUUACUCUAUAAAAUGUAUUUUUCAUAUUUUGACAUGAUACAGCAUUCUACUAUAUUUCUACGGUACCGUAUUACUUUUCUCUCUAUUACAAUUUAAUUUAACACAAAAUAAAACAUAUGGGUGUG
This is a messenger RNA of Oncorhynchus gorbuscha (pink salmon), 1571 nucleotides long. RefSeq names its product ras-related C3 botulinum toxin substrate 2. The record is from RefSeq and is a predicted model, not a curated record. Gene Ontology annotation, molecular function: GTP binding; GTPase activity. NCBI's taxonomy places the organism in Eukaryota, Metazoa, Chordata, Actinopteri, Salmoniformes, Salmonidae. The transcript has 6 exons. Bases 230 to 808 code for a protein of 192 amino acids. Gene Ontology annotation, biological process: small GTPase-mediated signal transduction.